CGCGUACACCUCUGAAGGUGCUAUGCAAUAAACAACACAUCUUGUGCAUAUCGGUGGUGAUUUUCAGGGGCAAGGAGUACUUUCAAUGCUAAUCUAACAUUUUCUGAACUUGUUCUGUCUAUGGGUUUUGUUUUCUUCUAGCCACCGGCGUCAUCAUGCCUCCGAGACGAUUUUCCAGAUACCUCGUUGUUGGCGCAUUCUUCUUGAUUGGCAUCGUGAUUUUCAGUACCACUUCAAAUCCAGCGGCCAAUGCCUUGGACGAAGCUUCUAGUUAUAGAGAAGCUCUCCGCGAGUCCCUAACGAAUCUCAACGUACCUUUCCGCUUCACCUUUCAGAGGUCCGCACACAAACCUCCUCAACAAAAGAAUAGCACCCACGGCGAUAGUUCCUGGCACAGUGAUUGGACAUGGCUGAACCCUUUCUCUUCUUCCAUAACUCUCGACGAGGAACGAGUCGUUCUUCCGCCGCUGUCUGACCGUCCUCCCGUGUACACCUACUACGACACCACUGUGAGAAGGGACGAGAAUGUGAAAAAGGUGGACAGAGAGCUACUUCUGACUUGGCGCCGCGCAUGGUGGGCUCACGGCUUCCGUCCUGUUAUAUUGACAGAGGCCGAGGCUAUGAGCCAUCCAUUAUAUCAAACUAUGCAGGCGGAGAAGCUUCCCGCUGCGCUGGAUCAGGAAUUCAGGCAGUGGAUGGCAUGGGCUCACAUGGGAACAGGGAUGCUGGCCAGCUGGUACUGUCUGCCAAUGGGAGCCUACGAUGAUCUUUUGCUUUCACAUCUACGCCGCGGACAAUAUCCACAUCUUCUCAGAUUCGAAGGACUUGGAUCCGGUUUGUUUGCUGGGGAACAAACUCAGAUCGAUAAUGCCAUCCGAGCGGCUCUUGAAAACUCCAAGUUAAAAUCUUCUAUCACUUCCAUAACAGAGGCACUGGGGUCUGAGUGGUUCAAAGUUGAGCAGCCUACAUCGAUAGCGCACUACGACUCUCAAACGAUACCCGCCAAAUAUCCAAUUCUCGCCGAACAAAUUCUCAAAGACCCUAGCAAAGGUCGGCGCUCACUCAACCAGUUGAUGAUUGCACACCUCCAUACCAUAUGGCAGAACAGUUUUAGCAGUGGUAUUGCUGUGUUGCAGCCGCUUGCAGCGCAUACCUUCUCGCUUGUAAAGCCAGCCAAAGAUCUAGCGGGACUCCUUGCCGAAUGCCCGGCCUCGAUACUCCAGUCUUCUUGCCCGCCCAACCGACCAAAAUGCAGUCCUUGUAUCGGAUCCAAGAUGCGAAUAAACGUUGCACCCUCCUUCAGGAAUACAUCGUCAUUAUUUACAAUUUCCAUCGUACCCCAUCCUUACACCAUGGCCACGCUGGCUAAUCAAAGCGAUGUUCUGACCGUCGCACAUAUCAGACGGCACACCGAUAGGGAUCCUUGGAUCACCGCCGUCACUCGUGACCUCCUUGGGGACUCUAGAGGAGGUCCAAGUCGAGUUGUUAGCUUGAAGGAUGCUGUGGCUUCAGAUUACGGUUCCAGCCGUUCCUUAUGGUUCACAACCGAACACUUUCCGGCUUCCUUCUGGCCCCCUCCGCCUCCUCCAAAAUCUCCGACAAACGAUGCUCACCCCAAGGAAAAAAAGAUCGCUCCGUUUCCAGAAGACUGGCUUGAGCAUCUUGACUGGCACUUUGGAUUUCCAAUUCCAAGGACGACUGUUUCUCAUGGUGAAUCUCUUCCUCCAGUUCCUGGACCCGAACGUUGGGCCAAGUCUCCGGCUGGACUGCCUGCAGAACGGAAGAAGGGUUCUGACCCCGAUCCACCAUCAGAAGAACAGGCGGCCAUUGAAGUGGAUCUUUUGCUCAAGGCUGCGAAGACGAUCCGCAGCAAGGAUGAGAAUUUGCUCGAGAUUCGAAGGGUUGCUGAAGCCUGGAAUUUGGCAGAUACUGAAGCUUGGAAGUUUGUCAAAAGUUUCAGGGCUCGUCAAGUCGUCGAAAGGCUCAAGUUCGUGGAGGAGGAGUCGGCUUACGAGACUGGUGGUGUAAGAGGUAAGACACGCUGGUGGGGCUCAUCAUGAGAUUCGAACUCAGCAAUCAGUUCGCGCUCUGUGCGAGCCAAAUCCGACAGGUAUUUGCUUAUGGCAGAGAACCGCGAAGGAGUGAUUUGUGCAUCGCAGGUGUCCAAAUCAUUUCUGCAACCUGUCCAGAGGGCCUACACUUUUCAUGGCACCUUCCUAGCGGUGGACGUGAACAUACAACGUCCUCCACCGUGCCAACUGCUCAAACAUUGCAUUUAAAGCUUCCGGCGAUUGUGAAGUUUCCGAAAGCGGUACCGCAAGGAGUACGAGGAGAUUGAAGAAGAGCUUAGACAUUCCUCAGGCUGUGUUGAUCUGGAGUUGCCUUGCUCUUUAUCAGUUGCGGCACUGUGAUCUCUUGGGCAUGCCAGAAGUUCAUCCCAGGUGCCAUGCCAUAUUGUGGUCGCGAUGCUUCCAUUGUCAUGCUCAUUCUUCGCCUGUCGCCUGAGACUUCGAACGAUUGACGGUUUUCCUCCGGUUUCUGCCAAUUUGGAACAGCACAUUCCAUGGUCACAAGGAGCCCAGCCAAAUCCUAUUGGUCUGGGAAAGUGACCGUCGGGAGCCAAUUCGCCUUUGAAGGUCGGUAAUCGCUGACGCACGAUUUUGUUGACGAUAUUUCUUGCCUGCCGCGCAGUCAUCAACUGCUGUUGAUUAUUGCAGAAAGUGGCGUUCCUGGCAAUGGCAAUUGACUGGAAAUCGAGGUUCGUGGUGAAAUAGUACCAGAGGACGAAGCGGCUGUCGCGGGUAGUGAAAGGGAUUACGAUGAAUUGUUUAUUGAUUUUAUCGGGGGAGAGUCUAGGCUUGACCCGUCGUGUUGGUGGUGGUGGAAUUCGGUUUGCAAGCAUGACGAACUAAUUGACUGUAGAUCACGGUGUCGAUAAUAGAUGGUGUGAAGGGGUGUAGCGAAUUCUACAACCGCAGUCUGGCUUUGGACGUCGUGUACUUAUUUCGAGUAAGAUCUUUGAGUCGCUCGGUCUGGAGCAUUUUCAGACAAGGAACAAUUCAAGCUGCUCCCGAAUGUGUAUAGGUCAGGUCAAUCUCAUUGGUAGCAUUCCAUCACAAAGCAUGCCCUGCAUACCUAAAACAUCAGGUCGAAUGCGGCAUGUAAUGU
Molecule: messenger RNA, 3168 nt
Organism: Exophiala oligosperma
Lineage: Eukaryota; Fungi; Ascomycota; Eurotiomycetes; Chaetothyriales; Herpotrichiellaceae
Exons: 1
Coding region: 156-2060 (634 amino acids)
Source: RefSeq, a predicted model, not a curated record